Teleopsis dalmanni is the source of this 2128-nucleotide messenger RNA. RefSeq lists its product as uncharacterized. NCBI's taxonomy places the organism in Eukaryota, Metazoa, Arthropoda, Insecta, Diptera, Diopsidae. The transcript is spliced from 2 exons. The coding region runs from base 385 to 1878 and encodes 497 amino acids. The record is from RefSeq and is a predicted model, not a curated record.
UUCGUUAAAGUCAUUCAUCUUUUGGUUUUAUAUAAAAUUAUAGGUCUUAGGGGACCCUAGUAUUUUACUAGACGGACUCGCAGGUGAGACUAAUCCCAAGUACUCACCCCCUCCGUAAGGAGGGCCUCCACGUGGUGGUCCCUGGUAACGCUUUAUAGCGGCUAAUGCGAGACAUACCCGCUUUCUUCUUAUCCCUAACACUCCUAACUGUAUUUACUCUAAACUCCUCUCCUAAUUCUUCUCAAUUUUCCCCCAAUCCGGAAUUGCGCGUGUUUAUCGGAUUUGUUUGCAGUCGGGGGUAACAGACUGUAUUCUAGCGUCGCACCUCACUGAUACCUGCCCGCCUCAGUGAGUAACUGUGGGCUUACCGUGUUAUCGGGGGCUAUGACACGGCGGACCUCAAAUCCCCCACACUCGUGGGAUUUAAUUAUGGAAAAAAACAAUUUUAAUAAAAUCAAUAAACUAGCGGCCUUAAAUACCGCAUUUCAACUAACUAACCAGGUGAAUUAUAAUAUCCGAAAUAAUAAUCACCAGGUUCCGUCUCCUAAAUGGAGAACAGAAAGCAAAGACACCAAAUUCAAUAAAUUUAGUUCGUUGCCGCACACAACAUCUGCAACUACAAGAUUUAUAACUAAACCAAAUGAAAGUAUAACAUUUAUGGGCUCUGGGGAAUUUUCUACACCGAAAGGGAUAUAUCCACAGUCCUUCACAAAUACUUCAGUGGUGCCUGAACGUACUAUCUCAUAUAGAGGGGUUAGAAGAGCAUUUGGUCUAAGUGGUGCAGGUGCGAAAUGGUAUUUACGUUAUGUUCAAGAAGGCUUUUCGCCGGAAGAAGCUAAACAGAAGGUUCUCGAACGUACUUCAAAUACGAUAAAACGCGGUGCACAUGUAAAUUAUUCGACUUAUGGAAACCCUGCCAAAAAAAGCAGGGAAGAUGCGAAGACGCAACCUUCACCAAUGCAUGAUGUAUUGAAACCUGCUUUAAAGUCAGUUGCAUUAAAAGUAAAAACUGAUCCAAAAUUAGAUGCAUUAAAAACUGCAUUUAAGGAUGCGUUAAAACCUACACCAGGUGUCAAAACACCUGGCAUCGCCAAUGGUUUAAGACUGGCUGUUGCACCAAAAGCUUACCCAGCACAUACACUAUCACGUGAGGACCAGGGGAAGAUUGAACAACUUCUUGUAAGUGAAAUGUGUAAAGGAUGGAAAUCCAAAUUAAAAUUCGAUGGCAUACACUUUCGGCCAGGCCUCAUACUAAUCGAUUGUGUAACUGAAGAAGCCGCUGAAUGGCUGGAAUUAACGAUACCAAAGUUAACCGGCUGGGAAGGUAUGGAAUUGACUACAUAUACUGAAGACAAAAUAUUUGGUCUGCACAUGAUAACCGUAUGCUUACCAAGGGCAACGGGUAUCGAAACAAAGGAUCUUCUCGAUCUAUUAAUUACUCAGAAUGACGGUCUCCAUACUCAUCUGUGGAAAGUUUUCAGCAGUAAGGAGAUAAAGAAUGGCAAAGUUCUCACAAUUCGCAUUGAUAGACGGUCUCUGGAGGCAAUUAAAGCUAACAACUGUAGGAUGUCCUACAGGUUCGGUUCAGUUCCUGUUCAUUUAAAUAAAGGAGAUGAAAAUUCAAAAGCUGACAUUGAUAAUAUGCAUGGGGCCGAAACGCGAAUAGACGUAGCCGAAAUACCAGCAAAUGUAGCUGAAAAAGUAGAUAACGAAGCAGUCGGUAGCGAUGCGCGAGAACAAGUCAAUAUAUCAUCUCACAAAAGUGAAGAAAAUGAUGACGAGGAUACGAUGAUAGAAAAUUUGGCCGAUUCAGAUGCCUCCAAUAGAGUCUCACUGUCAGACAUCGAUGAUGUUUUGGCUGUGAAUGAAAAAAAAUAAGUAGGAGGUUAACCAGUUUCGCGGUUACUCGGUGGUCGUCGUCACAACAAUAGUCGGGACUAAGUGGGAUAUAGCGCUAGUCUAAAACCCCUGGAUUUUCAUAGAUUAAGUCCGGACUGUUGCUGCAACAAAUAUGCAGAGCUGCUAUUUAAGAGUCAGUAACUUGAAUCUCGAUCAAUAUGAAUGAGAACCCAUGACACAUGAUCGUAAUAACAGCAAAUUUAACAGAUGAUAACACCCGAGUAAAUCG